Molecule: messenger RNA, 802 nt
Organism: Dermatophagoides farinae (American house dust mite)
Lineage: Eukaryota; Metazoa; Arthropoda; Arachnida; Sarcoptiformes; Pyroglyphidae
Source: RefSeq, a predicted model, not a curated record
AUAUGGUUUCAUUGUUGGAAUUCAAUUCGCGAACGCACACAGAUAAUCACUUGUGUUUUUGUAUUUGUUGUUGGUUAUGGAACGUCAUGAUGAUAAUGAUGAUUAUAGUGAUAUUGAUCAUCAUCAUGAUGAACAAAACUAUGGUCAACAACAACAACAGCAUCAGCAGCAGCAUCAAUUGCCACCUUCAUCUAAUUCGUUCAAUAACCUUAAAAAUGAUCAUCAUUUAUCAAAUAAUUUCAAGAAUCAUCAUCAUCAUCAUCAUCAUAAUAAUAAUAAAAUUGUCAAACAUAUACCCUCAGUAUUGUAUCCAUCGGAUUUAUGGCUUAAACAGCAGGUUUUAUUGGAUAUUGAAAAAAUUUUCACUGCUACACCAUCACCAUCACCACCGCCACCAGUACCAACACCACCAGUACCACCUACUCCUCUUUCUCCUGUCGUUGCGAAUCCGGAAUCAAAACGACCACCGGAUAUCUUAUUUAAAAAACGAUCAAAAACAAAAGUUUUGACUAAAAUCAAAUCAAAAACAACAACAACAACACUAUUUCCAGCCAAAGAUUUUGAUGAACCAUUAUUAUCAGCGAUAAAAUCGAUGGAAAAAACUGAUGCAAUUGUAAAAACAAGACGAAAACGAACAAUAAAUCUUCCUCGUACCCGAGAUCGUAGAUUUAGAUAUCAGAAACCUUUACCAACAACAACAACAACUAUGGAACAAUCGCCAAAAUCACCAUCACCGCCACAAACGACCAAUAAAUGUUUGAAUAAUAAUAAUAAUAAUAAUAAGGAUAAUAAGGAUUGGUAG